AUGCGGUUACUUAACUUCGGUGAAGCUGUGUCUCUUGGUCCACGGCAACCUGAGAAGUUGCUUAGGAUUCUUGAAAUGUAUGAGUUAGUAUAUGAGCUUUUACCAGAGAUCGAUGCACUCUUCUUGGAUCAACUUGGUUCAACGGUUAGAACUGAGUACAGAGAAGUGAUGAGGAGGCUUGGAGACUGUGCAAGAGCAACGUUUCUUGAAUUCAAGAGACAUGAACAUACGCAUGCAUCCAAAAACAUUUUCCAUUGGAGUGUAGUUUGCUUCAAGAAAUAUAGUUUUUGA
Molecule: messenger RNA, 291 nt
Organism: Eruca vesicaria subsp. sativa (arugula)
Lineage: Eukaryota; Viridiplantae; Streptophyta; Magnoliopsida; Brassicales; Brassicaceae
Source: the annotation of a GenBank genome assembly